AUGGAAUCGCUUUGGUGGGCAAUCUGCCUCCUGCCAAAGUUAGGGUUAUACUAUCUGCUCUACUGUCUCGUAUAUUCAAUUCUGAAGUACACCGUUGGGAAGGCUCUCUUCUCCAAGCGUAAACAACUGAAAGCAGCAGGCGAGUGGGCAGUCAUCACAGGAGCAGCCUCUGGAAUUGGCCGCGGUUUCAGCCGCCAACUAGCAAAAGACGGACUAAAUAUCCUGCUGGUGGAUGUUAACGCAGAAGGAGUUGCCAAAGUAGCAAGAGAAAUCCAAGAAGAAUUUAAGGUUCAAACAAAGACCUUAGUCGCCGAUCUAUCAGAUAUUCGAUGUUACAAGGGAUUCAAGGAAGCUAUUGAUGGCCUGUCAUCAUUAGCCUGUCUUGUGAAUAACGCUGGGACAGCUUCAGGCGUGGACGAAAAGUUUCUUGACAACGAGAAGUGUACGUUUGAUUCCCUGGCGUUUGUUAUAAAUCUCAAUGUUCUGGGCUUCACCUGCGCCACCAAGGCAGCCAUGGAGAAACUCCUAGACAAUGCCGCUGUCAGAAGACCUUUUCUCAUCAACAUCAGUUCCAUAAACGCCAUAAUUAAACCACGCGUGCUGCCAAUCUACUCUGCAAGCAAGUCCUAUGUCAAAACAAUGAGUGAAUGCCUGGCCACGCUGGUAGCAACACGCGGCGUCCGAGUGCAGACGUAUAUGCCCUGUGCUGUUGCAACCAAUCUCGCGCAGAUUUCUCCCAUCUGGCCAAUCAUCCCUUCAGCUGAGGAGUAUGCCGCGUCUGCUCUGGACAUGCUUGGCGUCGAGGAAAAUAGUUGUGGAUACUUUUUCCACAACUUUCACUACGUCGGAUUCAAAGUGUACUUAACAGGCCGCAAACUCCAUGAUCUCUGGUGCAUGUGGUUUAAAGGAUCGAAGGAGUCCGACAAGAAAGAAUAA
Messenger RNA from Dibothriocephalus latus, 936 nucleotides. Lineage: Eukaryota; Metazoa; Platyhelminthes; Cestoda; Diphyllobothriidea; Diphyllobothriidae. The record is from the annotation of a GenBank genome assembly.